Molecule: messenger RNA, 469 nt
Organism: Cynocephalus volans (Philippine flying lemur)
Lineage: Eukaryota; Metazoa; Chordata; Mammalia; Dermoptera; Cynocephalidae
Product: histone H3.1
Exons: 1
Coding region: 7-417 (136 amino acids)
Cellular component (GO): nucleosome
Molecular function (GO): structural constituent of chromatin; protein heterodimerization activity; DNA binding
Source: RefSeq, a predicted model, not a curated record
UGUAUCAUGGCUCGCACGAAGCAGACGGCUCGCAAGUCCACCGGCGGCAAGGCGCCCCGCAAGCAGCUCGCCACCAAGGCAGCCCGCAAGAGCGCGCCGGCCACCGGCGGCGUCAAGAAGCCCCACCGCUACCGGCCCGGCACCGUGGCCCUGCGCGAGAUCCGCCGCUACCAGAAGUCCACCGAGCUGCUGAUCCGCAAGCUGCCGUUCCAGCGCCUGGUGCGCGAGAUCGCGCAGGACUUCAAGACCGACCUGCGCUUCCAGAGCUCGGCCGUGAUGGCGCUGCAGGAGGCCUGCGAGGCCUACCUGGUGGGGCUGUUUGAGGACACCAACCUGUGUGCCAUCCACGCCAAGCGCGUCACCAUCAUGCCUAAGGACAUCCAGCUAGCCCGCCGCAUCCGCGGAGAGCGGGCGUAGUUAUACUAACAUCUUUUCUUUGAGACUUAAACCAAAGGCUCUUUUCAGAGCC